Molecule: messenger RNA, 1158 nt
Organism: Iphiclides podalirius (scarce swallowtail)
Lineage: Eukaryota; Metazoa; Arthropoda; Insecta; Lepidoptera; Papilionidae
Source: the annotation of a GenBank genome assembly
AUGGCGGUGUUCGGAAUGGCGUCCGCGGUGGCGGGCUUCGUAAAAGUCCGCUACCUGAUCGACAAGGCUGUUAUCGACAACAUGGUGUUCAGAAUGCACUACCGCAUCACGUCCGCCAUACUGUUCCUGUGCUGCCUCCUCGUGACUGCCAAUAAUCUUAUCGGUGACCCGAUCUCUUGCAUUAACGACGGCGCUAUAUCCCCGCACAUCCUGAACACAUAUUGCUGGAUCACCUACACGUUCACCCUGCCCUACACAAACCACAAGGCGGUGGCACAUCCCGGCCUCGGUAACGACUACGAGGAGGAAAAGCGAAUCCAUGCCUACUAUCAAUGGGUGCCCUUCAUGCUGUUCUUCCAGGGACUACUGUUCUACAUACCGCACUGGAUCUGGAAGAACUGGGAAGAGGGCAAGGUCCGCAUGAUAUCGGAGGGAAUGCGCGGAACAUCUGCCUGCAUCGCCGACGAUAAGAGCAAACGUCAGAAUCGUCUGGUGCAAUAUCUUUACGAAACUCUGCAUAUGCACAACACCUACUCCUUUGGCUAUUUCUUCUGUGAAGUUUUGAACUUCGCCAACGUUGUUGGAAACAUCUUUUUCCUCGAUACAUUCCUCGGAGGAGCUUUCUUGACCUAUGGAACGGACGUUGUCAAGUUCUCUAACAUGAACCAAGAGCAACGCACUGAUCCUAUGAUUGAAGUUUUCCCUAGAGUGACUAAGUGCACCUUCCACAAGUUUGGUGCUUCCGGAACAAUCCAGAAACACGACGCCUUGUGUGUCCUUGCCCUGAACAUCCUUAACGAGAAGAUAUUCAUUUUCCUAUGGUUCUGGUUCAUUAUCUUGUCGGUUCUCUCUGGGUUGGCGAUUGUUUACUCGGCGGCUGUGAUUCUCCUACCCAGUACUCGUGAGACAAUCCUGAAGAGACGUUUCCGUUUCGGCACCCCUAACGGCGUGGAAGCACUAGUUAGAAAGACUGAGGUUGGCGAUUUCCUCCUACUGCAUCUUCUUGGCCAGAACAUGUCUCUCCGUGUGUUCGGAGAAGUUUUGGAUGAGCUAUCGCGGAGACUACAUCUAGGAUCCAACGCUCCGUCUGCUCCCUCGACCCUCGAAAUGGCACCAAUCUAUCCAAAUAUCGAGAAGUACUCGAAAGAAACGGAAACG